GUUCCAGCUGUAACCCAGGAGCUUCCUCCUCUACUUUCAGCCUUUUUUAGUUCAAGGUCAGAGUCACGGACCAGGCUUGGCCUCAACCCCGCUGGUCAUGGUGGUCUGCUAUCGAGAUCAUACUCCCAUUUCCAUGGAAGAGGAAUUUAAACUAUGUUUUUGAUGCAUAAAGCAAGUAUGUGUACUGAUAAUAUCAUUUUGUGAACUGAUGGCCGGGUGGUGCUCGAGUUCUCCCUCUGAUUCCUGCUUUGAGUCAUCACCACCCUCUUAAAGGGGUCAUCUUAUAAAUCUUUUGAGCCAGCUCACAAAGGUCAACAUGUCUUAAAGCACAUUAAAGUCUGCAUAUGUGGCCCAAUUAAGUACAAAACAGCAGAUUUGCAGAGCCUCAGCUCUUGAUGAUUUCCCUUUGUGCACCACAAUAGCUUAAUUAUUACAAACCAUAUUUCUGUCAAAUGCUGCUGGAGGAAAGUCCUUGCUUUCUGUUCAUGACACUGCAUGGACAAAAGCCAGAAUAUGAAAACGGACCCCCUGAAUGAUAGAUUGAAUAUUGUAAAACAUUAAGCCCAGCUCUCAGCCUGGAUUGGGAUGAUCUUGGAAAUAUAUCGAACCCCUUUAACAAACUUUCAGGUCGAUUUGAGCAACAAUUUUGACCACACAUGCAUGCAUAACCAUUUAUGUACAAUCUCCUCUUCCUUUCUGUGGGUUUAGGAAAGGAGUAACUACUGGAAAGCAUGAUUUUUUUCCCCUUUUCUUUUUAAAAUGAUCUUUCUUGCGUGUGAAUUUUGAGCCCUGUCUCCUUAAAAUGCAGCUCCACAGCAUACUCUGCCCUCCCCUUUCGCAAGCACUUGUGCUGGGAUAUUUCUGGGGAAGGGACAUCUGCAGAGUUAAUGCGGUGUGCGAGGAGCAGGAGGAGAGCAGAGUCACGCACAGACUCCUUCUGCACUCCAAUCCUGCAGGACAGCGCCUCAGACUGUGCCCCGAAAGUACCCGCUUUUCACCGCAUACUGGCACAGAACCUCUUGCUGUUCAUCAGUUUUCUACCACUCACUCACUGAGAUUGAUUCAAACAGCAUCACUGUAUGAAUUUCAUUCUGUUCCAAGGACACUUUGUGAAUGAAUAUGACACUCUUAUUAGUACGCAAGGUUAUGAUGUACAACUAAAUGAGUUUUUCCUUAAAAUUUCACUUUGCUGCAUUAAUUCUGACUGAAUUUUUUUGUUUGUUUCUUUUUUGGUUGAUAGUUGUCAAAUGACAACAAAUCAAUAUUUAUUUUAUAAUAUUUAUUUUUAUGAAGGUCUGGUGAUUUUUCUAUGCAUGCAGGGCCAACUUCACAGUCACAGCUCGAGUCGCAUCUUAAAUCCUGUGCAAACUGGUGAUUUUCAAAAAUUUCAUGUGUUGGUAAACAUAUGAGGAUUAGAAUGAAAAGCCAAGAGUGAGGGUUUGUCUCCGAACACAUAAAUCUCACCUUUCGACCAAAAAAUUUAAUCUACAUUUACUGUUGUCUUUUUUUCUAUUUAAAGCUUAUCAUAGAUUGAAUUUAAAUUCUUUCAAAGAGGAUGUUUUUAAUAUUAUUAUUUUCUGUGUGUGUGUGUGUGUGUGUAAAAUGAUGAUGCACGAGUCCCAGAAUGACCCUUGUGUUGUGGACUUUGACAGAGUGAAGCUGCAUCCUGUUCCUCUCAUCUGUUCUCAUAUACCUCACCUUCUGCCUUAGUUUUAUUUUGCUGUAAAAUACAAAACACAAAAAAUGUCUUUUGUUUCUGAAAACAGAUAAAGGAUAUAAAGAUUUUUUUUCCCUUUUAUUUUUGUACGUAUGUGCUGUGCACAGCAGUCUAUUCCUGAGAUACCAAUAAAAGUUUUUUUCUUCUUUUUACUGGUUGCUGACAGAUUAUUAGUUGCUUUAUUGUGGAGUCAGUGUCACUGUCUUGUGUGAUUUGUAACAAUGCUAAAUUAUCCAGAUAUUCUUGAGUUUUCGAGCCUAAAAUGCCAAGAGAUUUUUAUUUUUUGAAGUGAAGCUGACAAUUUUUUUUAAUGCCUAAUCAAAAAGUGAGAUGCAAUUCAAAGUAUUUAAAACAUGCAACAUGCAUCAGGAAGGAAAAGAUUCUGCAGGUUUUCAGCAGGUGAUUGCACGGACUUCCUGUUGGUGCACCAGUGCAGUCACAUUCUGAGGUGCAAGGAAAACCAGCAGACUGUCCUCUGCUGCAAACUGAAACUCAAACAUCCGAAGAUGUAUUUAUGCCACCGGAUGCCCUUUAACAAGGAAGCGACACUGAACUAAGUCGUGGCUCCCUCUGCUGGGGAAGGAUUAGAAAUAUUGAGAUGGACUUGUGCGUAAAAGCACCAGAGCGCAUCUGGCGCAAACGUACAGGUAAUUCUGAAAUCCUAUUUCAAAGUUAAUGACCAAAUCGAUUAAAACAAGUCUAAAACUGUGCAGUUUUUCUACGUUUCAAUUCUAAAGGCUGACUUUAAUUCAGUGGACUUAUAGGAGAAUUAUUCGUGAAGUGGUUAGUGCGCUUGGUUCCAGGUUCACGACCACCCGUGUCCAUUUUCAAUGUAAUGUGCAGUUGCUUCAGGAAGGGCAUCCGACGUAAAGCUUGCGCCAAAUCAACAUGCGGAUCCAUACAGGAUCCGCUGUGGCAACACUGAGCAAAAAAAGGGCACGGCCAAAAUAAAUUACUUUCUAUUCUUAGAAUGAAGUUUAAGGUGGAUGAGUCAAGACGUGUCACCAAAAAACAGACCAAACUAACCAAAAAAAGAAACUAGGCUUCUUGUUGGGCGAAGAGCAUCGGGACAAACAGCCAGAGGUGGAAGUGGCCCUUCCGCUGCAGAAAAGCCACAUCUGCUUUGGGGGCGAGUUUUUUUUUUUUUUUUUUUUGCGUGAAAGGAUGUGAGCAGGAGUGGCGCUUUUUGUGGGCUUUAAAUAGGAACUGUCUCCUAACUUUGGGAUAACACACCAAGUGAACACUUCCAGCACUUCUCUGUGGAAACGCGCAGGAUGGAUGUCACCGGGAAACUGGGAAUGUGGGACACCGUGCUCGCGCUCUUACUCGCUCUCCUCCAGGGAUUCCCUCUGGACGAAGCGGCCCCAAACGCAUCACCGCUGAUCGGAUCCAACUGGGGGAACACGAGAAGAUACGUUCAUCUGCAGACAUCCACGGACCUCAGCAAUUUCUACCUGGAGAUCAAGUUAGAUGGCACUGUGCGCAAAACCUCUGCCAGGAGUUCAUACAGUGUGAUUUCACUGAAAGCUGAAACACGACAGCGCGUUGCCAUCUUUGGCGUCAAAAGCAGCCGUUACCUGUGUAUGGACGCGCAGGGAACCCCUUUCAGCUCUCCCACGUGCCUCUUGGAGGACUGUCUGUUUAACCACAAGCUUCUGGAGAACAACCAUGAUGUAUAUUACUCCAGCAGGACCGGCAUCCUCUUCAACCUGGAGGGCUCCAGGCAGGUGUACUCUGAAGGACAGAACCUGCCACAGACCUCCAUUUUCCUGCCACAGAAAAACACAGUGCCGCUGGAGCGCCUCCUGCUGCACCGAGAGAAGAGGAACCAGGUGGUGGAUCUCACAGACCCACAUAACAUCUACAUGGGUCAGGCUGAGGAGGGAUCAGACUCUCGAGCUGCACCAGAGGAUGAUGCCGACAUGGAAGUGGAGGCUGGGGAUGCUGGAGACGCUGUGGAUGCUGGAGAUGCUGGGGAGGAAGGGAGGAACGUGUCCAGAGAGACGCCGCUGGCUCCUUCCAUCCACGACCCCUGGAAUGUGUAUUCAUCCAACCUGGCUAGCCCGCGUAGCAGCGGGUUCAUGGGGUAACUCUGGUGAACAGGUGCCAUGUGGUGUUCAAACCCCAACCCUUCUAGUCUCAGUGAGUCAAAGUGUCAGUGCAAAACAUCAGAUUCUAUCCUGAAGAAACGGAUCUGGUGCAAGAUGAUCCAAGAUUUUCAGUAAACCGUUCAGAAAAAAUGCUCAUACACUGAAUGUCUGUAGACUUGAUGUACAGCUUCUCUUUGCACAGUUAUCGCCUCGAAGCUCUACCAUCCUCCUGUAAAAUAUCUACUUUUCUUUAGCAAACUCCAUUUUCUGCCUAGUUUCAGACAACAAAUAUAUUACACCAGUAUUUUACUCCUAAUUGAGCAGUUCAAGAAG
Thalassophryne amazonica is the source of this 4140-nucleotide messenger RNA. RefSeq names its product fibroblast growth factor 23 (gene fgf23). The transcript is spliced from 3 exons. Gene Ontology annotation, cellular component: cytoplasm. The record is from RefSeq and is a predicted model, not a curated record. Gene Ontology annotation, molecular function: type 1 fibroblast growth factor receptor binding; growth factor activity. Gene Ontology annotation, biological process: fibroblast growth factor receptor signaling pathway; positive regulation of gene expression; animal organ morphogenesis. NCBI's taxonomy places the organism in Eukaryota, Metazoa, Chordata, Actinopteri, Batrachoidiformes, Batrachoididae. The coding region runs from base 2992 to 3807 and encodes 271 amino acids.